Messenger RNA from Phyllopteryx taeniolatus (common seadragon), 1994 nucleotides. RefSeq names its product paired like homeobox 2Bb (gene phox2bb). Lineage: Eukaryota; Metazoa; Chordata; Actinopteri; Syngnathiformes; Syngnathidae. The transcript is spliced from 3 exons. The record is from RefSeq and is a predicted model, not a curated record. Gene Ontology annotation, molecular function: DNA-binding transcription factor activity, RNA polymerase II-specific; RNA polymerase II transcription regulatory region sequence-specific DNA binding. The coding region runs from base 485 to 1360 and encodes 291 amino acids. Gene Ontology annotation, biological process: regulation of transcription by RNA polymerase II.
UAGAGAUCAUGCAGGAGGGGUUGGGGGGGUUGGGGGGGUAUCAAUGAUGCUGCAGCUCGGACGGACGACGGGCCCAAUAGACUGAUGACUUAUUGUCAUGUAAAGCGGGGAGGCAGCAGCGGUCGCGCAUGCUGGAGGAGGAAGAGGAGAGAGGAAGGAAGGCAGCGCAAGCCGCACGCAGGCAGGGCGCCGCCAUUGUCCGCGCCUUUUAUGCUCUGGAGACCUGCGGCAUGCGAGGCGGCUCUUAGGGGGCUUUGGACAAAACGCGCCUGGGCUGCUAUAAAGGAGGCCACUUCUGGAGCGGCCGUCGAGCAGUCAACAUCGCGCCCCCACCCCCACCCCCCCCAAAAAAAAAAAAAAAAAAAAAAAGAAAAAACAAACAAUAAGAAAAGCCCAACAAGCUCACACAUCCUUCCACUGCAUCCUCCUUCCGCCCUCAUAAUCGGACUUUUGGGAUUCUCUGCGUUUGGGUCCCCUUUCCCAAAUGUAUAAAAUGGAGUAUUCUUACCUCAACUCGUCCGCCUACGAGUCGUGCAUGGCCGGCAUGGACACGUCCAGCCUGGCGUCGGCCUACGCGGACUUCAGCUCGUGCAGCCAGGCCGGCGGCUUCCAGUACAACCCCAUCCGGACCACGUUCGGGGCCACCGGCGGCUGCCCGUCGCUGGCGCCCGGAUCCUGCAGCCUGGGCACGCUGCGGGACCACCAGAGCGGCCCGUACGCGGCAGUGCCCUACAAGCUGUUCACGGAUCACGGCGGUCUGAACGAGAAGCGCAAGCAGAGACGCAUCCGGACCACCUUCACCAGCGCGCAGCUCAAGGAGCUGGAACGGGUCUUCGCGGAGACCCACUACCCGGACAUCUACACGCGCGAGGAGCUGGCACUCAAGAUCGACCUGACUGAAGCCAGAGUGCAGGUUUGGUUCCAGAACCGACGGGCAAAGUUCCGCAAGCAGGAGCGUGCCGCCGCAGCCGCCGCCGCGGCCGCAAAGUCCGGUUCCGGCAAGAAGCCGGACCCGCGGGACGACGACAGCAAAGACGCCAAAUCCACCGACCCGGACAGCACGGGGGGCCCCAACCCGGUGCCCACCUCCAACUGCGGGGGUCCCAGCCCCACCGGCGUGCAGGUGAACGGCGGCGGCAACGGCGGACAGGCGGAAGCGAGCAAGGGCGUCGUGUCGUCCGGCAUGGGGGUGGGGGUGACGGGGGUCGGGGUGAGUUCGCCGAGCCAAGGCUGGGCCGCCGCCCCGGGGACCAUCACCUCCAUCCCGGACUCGCUGGGCGGGCCGUUCGCCAGCGUGCUGUCGUCCUUGCAGAGACAGAACGGAGCCAAGGCUGCCUUAGUAAAAAGCAGCAUGUUCUAAUGUACGGCGCCGCGAGCGGACAGCGAACGCAACGGACUGAUGGACAUUCCUGCUUUUGUUUCGUGUGGCGUCUGCUGUACAAAAACACCUUUUCAACUCACAUUUGGCAAGCUGGCUGCAGUUUUCAACAAAUGGCUGACCAGCUAACUACCGCAUAGCAUUACGUGACAGAUCACUCAAGUGCAUCGUUCACCUCGGAACAGACAAACGUGUCCGACUACGCGGCCGAGCGCAUCGCUCGAUCGAUCGAGAGCCUGCGUUUCAUCUGGGCCACUUUUGAAUUCAGUCCGUUUUUCAGAGGGAUUCAACUGACUAUGCGACCGACCGCUUAAUUUCAUCGAGGCUGUCCAAUGGCAAGACUUUCGAUUUCUGCUCUAUUCAACCACCGCAUAGUCUUCUCAUCACGAGCUCGCAUUUGAGCUGGGGUCGACUUUUGAGGGACGUGGACAGCCGCAUAGCUUUAUCUAGUUUGCAUCAUCUGGGCCCGUUUAAGAUUUUUUUUUUGUUGGGUUCCAACGACUAUGCGGCUGACCACAUAGUCUGCAUUUGAUCUGGGCUAGUUUGGAUUUUAGUCGAUUUUUGAGGGAUUCAACUGACGACGUGGCCAACCGCUUAGUUUUAUAAAAAGUCUUCA